CUGGUCACGUAGCCGGCCGCCUUCUUCCGUUCACGACGGCCCCGGGGCACCAUCGGCGGCGGCAGCAGCAGCAGCGGCAGCCUCUUCUCUCGAGAACAAAGACGAACACGGACGGAGGAGAGAGACAGAGAGAUAAGAAGACGACGACGAGUAUAGCACUAGAGAGAGCGAGCGAGCGAGAGCAAAGGGGACGACGGCGUCAGCCCGCUCCGGAAACAUUCCAUUCACGUCGCUGGAAGUGACAUCGGCGGGGAGCCGGGCCGGAAGCCGCGUGGAGUCUCAAGCCCGCGUCCACCCACCACACCGAGGCGGUACCGUCCACCCGCUGUGGUCCACCAGCCGUAGUCCACCAGCCUUGCCCGUUAAGCGGCCUGGUCCACCACCGCCACCAACAUCAACAAACAACGACAACUCCCCUCAGUUCUAAUAGGCGAGCAACGCGAUUCUGCUUCUCCGCCUUCCACAAGGCAGGACCUCCACCUCGAGCACGGAAUAAACACCGGCGCAAGUGACGAGAUGGAGCCGGAACUCGAUGGGCCCGAGGUGGUGGCCGGGGCACCGGAGGCGGCGACGGUGGAGGAGGGCGCCGCCACCAUGUUCGGCUCGCUGGACCUCCUGCUGCUGUCGACGAUCGUGGGCUUCUUCAUCUACUGGUUCUUCUUCCGCCAGCCCAAGGAGGAGGUGCAGGAGCUCAAGAAGCUUCAAAUCCCGACCACGGCGCCCAGGGAGACGAGCUUCUUCAACAAGAUGGUGAAAACGGGCCGCAACGUGGUGGUGUUCUACGGCUCGCAGACAGGCACGGCAGAGGAGUUCGCCGGACGCCUUGCCAAGGACGCCCAGCGCUAUGGCAUGAAGGGCAUGCCCGCCGACCCUGAGGAGUUUGACUUGUCGGAGCUGCCCCAGCUGACGAAGAUCGAGAACUCGCUGGCGGUCUUCUGCAUGGCCACGUACGGCGAGGGCGACCCGACGGACAACGCGCAGGAGUUCUACGACCUCCUGCAGGAGGGUUCGCUCGAGCUCGCCGGGGUCAAGUACGCGGUGUUCGGUCUGGGCAACAAGACGUACGAACACUUCAACGCUAUGGGCAAAUACCUGGACAAGCGGCUGGAGGAGCUGGGGGCCGAGAGAAUCUUCGAGCUGGGAUCCGGGGACGACGACGCCAACCUGGAGGAGGACUUCAUCACGUGGAAGGAGCGCUUCUGGCCGGCCGUGUGCGAGUAUUUCGGGGUGGAGCCGACGGGAGACGACGCCAGCAUCCGGCAGUACGAGUUGGUGAUUGACGCCGACGUGAACAGCAACAAGGUGUUCGCCGGGGAGAUGAGCCGCCUCAAGUCCUACGAGACCCAGAAACCGCCGUUUGAUGCCAAGAACCCGUACCUGUCGCCCGUCACCGUGAACCGAAAAACCAACCGCGGCAACGAUCGCCACUUCAUGCACCUGGAGCUCGACAUCUCGGGAUCGAAGAUGCGCUACGAGGCGGGCGACCACGUGGCCGUGUUCCCCACCAACGACGGCGCCCUCGUCGAGGAGCUGGCGCGUCUCCUUGGCGCCGACCUCGACACCGUUUUUUCGCUCAACAACCUUGACGAGGAGUCGAACAAGAAGCAUCCCUUCCCCUGCCCCACCACGUACCGCACGGCCCUGCUGCACUACCUGGACAUCACCAACCCGCCGCGCACCAACGUGCUCUACGAGCUGGCGCAGUACGCGUCCGACCCCAAGGAGCAGGAGUUCCUGCGCCGCAUGGCCUCCUCCGCCGUCGAGUGCAAGACCCAGUACCAGAACUGGGUGCUGGACGAGCGGCGGCACAUCCUGGCCAUCCUGCAGGACCUCCCCUCCGUCAAGCCUCCCAUCGACCACCUGUGCGAGCUGCUGCCGCGACUGCAGGCGCGCUACUACUCCAUCGCCUCCUCGGCCAAGGUUUUCCCCGACAGCAUCCACAUCUGCGCCGUGCUGGUGGAGUACAAGACUCGCUUGGGGCGCACGAACCGCGGCGUGGCCACCAGCUGGCUGCAGGGGCGCUGCCCCUCGCAGAACGGGCACAAGCCCACGGUGCCCGCGUACGUGCGCAAGUCCCAGUUCCGGCUGCCCUACAAGCCCAGCUCGCCCAUCAUCAUGAUCGGGCCCGGCACAGGCCUUGCGCCCUUCCUGGGAUUCAUCCAGGAGCGCGAGUGGCAGAAGCAGCAAGGCAAGGAGGUGGGAGAGACGGUUCUCUACUUCGGCUGCCGUAAUCGCAGCACGGACUUCAUCUACGAGGAGGAGCUCGAGGCCUUCAAGGAGAGGGGCGUCCUCACGCAGCUCCACGUGGCCUACUCCCGCGACCAGGAGGAAAAGGUGUACGUCCAGCACCUGCUCACAAAGAACAAGGAGAACAUCUGGCAGCUUCUGCAAAGCAACGCACACAUCUACGUUUGUGGAGACGCCAAGAACAUGGCGCGGGACGUGCAGGCGGCCAUCUCGGAGGUCGUGUCGGAGUGCGGCGGCCUGACGCAGCAGCAGGCCCUGGACUUUGUGAAGAAGCUGCAGACCAAGGGGCGCUACUCGAGCGACGUGUGGAGCUGAGCGCGGCGACGCAGCUCGGGACAAGUUCCCCCCCGUUGAGGCGCGUGGAGCGGCAGAAGGGCGUUUAAUUUGGAAUUAACGAUCGAUCAUCCAACUAAUCUAUCUAACCGGGCAGUCCCAAUGGGGUUAUGCUGUCAAGUUGACGUUUUGACAACUUAUUCAAUUGCCCAAUCGCCAUUCGGCACUAAAGGCGUUGUGUGGCUCUAAUUUUACGUGGUGAGCACCGUCGUUACACGCCGGGUAAAAAGGAUGUUUUUUUAUCAUUUAAAAUUUGGACUUUUCAGAUUUUUAUUGGCUGCAGGUGUUCAGCCCUAAUCGUUUUUAUUGUUGCUGAAAUGCCUACGAAGCUCUCGAAAGCAAAACUUUUUUUUAACCAAUCUUAGUAACUGUCACACCCCCCCCCGCCCGACCCUGACGGCGAGGAAAGUAAAUUGGACGCGGCCGUUCUACGCCGUCCGGCCGGCAGAGGACACGAGACUGUGAUCCUCUAACUCGGGAACCCCCCCCCCACCCCCUGCCAACUCAUUCCCACACCCCCUGCCCCCAAACGGCGGCAGCAUCAGCCGCUCACGUGAGGAGUGCCUUUUUAAAAUGGUGUUUAAAUUACACGCUCACGCUCUCCUUUAGAAACGGUGCAAUCUGCGUUGUGCGAGCAAAACCCCAAUCGCGGAAACCCGCGUCGAUCCGCGUGGUCGGCCGAACGAACGGGAAACGCAAUGGCCGGGCGAGGUUUGUUUUGAGAUGCCGCGCGCGACUCGCAAUCGUGGCCAACGGAUACCUAGCGCAAUCGUUUGCUUUUUAGAAGUUCCACGCAACCCGAAUAAAAAAAUAUUUUUUUAACGGAGCGAACGUAUUCCACUGGUGGAGUCAACAACGCAAGCAGUGCUACGGCAGAGGUGCGAACCCGUUCACGGUCGUGAGCGGCGGUAGCGUCGACGCCGCCUGUGAUAUUUACAAUGCUACAGAGCACUUUUGAUCAUUUGUCAGAGGGAAUCCUGUUAUAGCGUUGGUCUUUCAUCAGUAACUGAAAUAGCAUUUUAUACAAAACUGGCAGUGCAAUGUGUCGUAUGUGUGUCAAGAAUGAAGAGUAGCCGUUAAGUUUAGAGUCUGUAAAUGCUGUGCUAAGGUAGGCGUGCGCUAAGAUGAAAGGGAGAGCGGCAGCUGCUUAUUCUAAGUCAAAUCUGUCGGCGGUUCUUAAUUGUCGUACGCUCCGAUCGGCUGUGGUUUUAUUUUUGGACGGAUUUACAUGUACACUUUGUUUUAACGUUCCGCAAAAAUUAUUUUAAUGUGAAAUAAAGGUCUGUUUAACGAAA
Lethenteron reissneri (Far Eastern brook lamprey) is the source of this 3875-nucleotide messenger RNA. Its product is annotated as NADPH--cytochrome P450 reductase. The record is from RefSeq and is a predicted model, not a curated record. Gene Ontology annotation, biological process: response to hormone. NCBI's taxonomy places the organism in Eukaryota, Metazoa, Chordata, Hyperoartia, Petromyzontiformes, Petromyzontidae. Gene Ontology annotation, molecular function: NADPH-hemoprotein reductase activity; flavin adenine dinucleotide binding; FMN binding. Gene Ontology annotation, cellular component: cytosol.